CCGGGAUUCCUGAGACUCUGGGCGGUUCCUCGGGGCCGCCAGUCCUCGGGAAGUGCGAGCGCGUAUCGGUGCCGGCCACUUCGUCGACGUGGGGCGGGCAGACGGGAAGCCUGCAGCCGUGGCCCCUCCCCGGGAGCUGUGGGAGCCGGGUGGCCGCGUAGUCUAGACAUGAAUACAGAAGCAGAACAACUACUUCUCCAUCAUGCCAGAAAUGGCAAUACUGAAGAAGUAAGACAACUAUUAGAAAGUAUGGAGAAGAGUGAAAUAAUUGCUGACAUUAAUUGCAAAGGAAGAAGUAAGUCUAAUUUGGGCUGGACACCUCUUCAUUUGGCAUGCUACUUUGGGCAUAGACCUGUGGUUCAAGAUUUGUUAAAGGCUGGUGCAGAAGUAAAUGUAUUAAAUGACAUGGGAGACACGCCACUUCAUCGAGCUGCGUUUACAGGACGAAAGGAAUUGGUAAUGCUUCUUUUAGAAUAUUAUGCUGAUGCUACUGUUGUUAAUGGGAGUGGACAGACAGCAAAAGAAGUCACUCAUGACAAAGAAAUCAGAAACAUGCUGGAAGCUGUAGAAAGGACUCAGCAAAGAAAGCUUGAAGAAUUGCUCUUGGCUGCAGCAAGAGAAGGCAAAGCCACAGAACUCACAGCUCUGCUCAACAGGCCCAAUCCUCCUGAUGUCAACUGUUCGGAUCAGUUAGGAAAUACCCCCUUGCAUUGUGCAGCUUACCGGGCUCAUAAGCAGUGUGCCGUAAAGCUUCUAAGAAGUGGAGCAGACCCUAAUAUGAAGAAUAAAAAUGAUCAGAAACCCCUGGACCUUGCCCAGGGUGCUGAAAUGAAACACAUUCUUAUUGGUCAUAAGGUUAUCCACAAAGUACUAAAACGAUAUGAAGGCCCUCUCUGGAAGAGUUCAAGAUUUUUUGGGUGGAACUUAUUCUGGGUAGUGUUAGAACAUGGCGUCCUUUCAUGGUAUAGAAAACAGCAUGAUGCAGUUCAUAAUGUUUAUCGCCAGGGAUGCAAACAUCUCACUCAAGCAGUAUGCACGGUAAAAUCCACUGAUAGCUGCCUCUUCUUUAUUAAAUGCUUUGAUGACACUAUUCAUGGCUUCCGGGUUCCUAAGAACAGCCUUCAACAGUCAAGAGAGGACUGGCUGGAAGCAAUAGAAGAACAUUCUGCUUACAGCACUCACUACUGUUCCCAGGACCAACUGACUGAUGAUGAAGAGGAAGAUGCAGCUUCUGCUGUAGACUUGAAGGAGUCCUUAGAGAAAGCACAAACAUGCCAACAGAGACUAGAUAGGGAAAUUUCCAGCUUUCUCAAAAUGAUUAAGGAAUGUGACAUGGCUAAAGAAAUGCUUCCAUCAUUUCUUCAGAAAGUUGAAGUUGUCUCUGAAGCUUCUAGAGAAACUUGUGUAGCUCUGAGUGAUUGCCUUAAUCUCUUCACUAAACAAGAAGGGGUGAGGAAUUUUAAAUUGGAACAAGAACAGGAAAAAAACAAAAUUUUGUCAGAAGCAUUAGAGACUCUGGCCACAGAACAUCAUGAAUUAGAGCAGUCUCUGGUUAAAGGCUCACCACCUCUCAGCAUCUUUAGUGAGGACGAAUUCUAUGACGCGCUUUCAGAUUCUGAGUCUGAACAGUCCUUGAGUCGAUUAGAAGCUGUGACAGCGCACUCGAUCGAAGAGGAAGAAAAGCUUUUAAGCCCUAGAAAACACAGAAUGUCUGAAGAAAAGGAUUGUGGUAGUGGAGAUGCUCUCUCCAAUGGCAUCAAAAAGCACAGAACAAGUUUGCCCUCCCCAAUGUUUUCCAGAAAUGACUUCAGUAUCUGGAGCAUCCUCAGAAAAUGUAUUGGAAUGGAACUGUCCAAGAUCACAAUGCCGGUUAUAUUUAAUGAGCCUUUGAGCUUCCUCCAGCGACUCACUGAAUAUAUGGAGCAUACGUACCUCAUCCAAAAAGCCAGUUCGUUUUCUGAUCCUGUGGAAAGGAUGCAGUGUGUAGCUGCAUUUGCUGUGUCUGCUGUUGCUUCUCAGUGGGAACGCACUGGAAAGCCUUUCAACCCACUUCUGGGGGAGACUUAUGAAUUAGUUCGAGAUGACCUUGGUUUCAGACUCAUCUCUGAGCAGGUCAGUCACCACCCACCUAUCAGUGCAUUUCAUGCUGAAGGAUUAAACAACGACUUCAUCUUUCAUGGCUCAAUCUAUCCCAAACUGAAAUUCUGGGGCAAAAGCGUAGAAGCAGAACCCAAAGGAACCAUCACCUUAGAGCUUCUUGAACACAAUGAAGCAUAUACCUGGACCAACCCUACCUGCUGUGUGCAUAAUAUCAUCGUGGGUAAACUCUGGAUCGAGCAGUAUGGCAAUGUGGAAAUCACGAACCACAAGACUGGGGACAAAUGUGUGCUGAAUUUUAAGCCAUGUGGCCUUUUCGGUAAGGAAUUACACAAAGUUGAAGGCUACAUUCAAGAUAAAAGCAAAAAGAAGCUCUGUGCCCUCUAUGGGAAGUGGACUGAAUGUUUAUACAGUGUUGACCCUGCCACUUUUGAAGCUUACAAAAAAAAUGACAAGAAAAGUACAGAAGAGAAAAAGAACAGCAAACAGGUGAGCUCUUCCGAAGAGUCCGAUGAAAUGCCAAUGCCAGACUCCGAAAGUGUAUUUGUUAUCCCUGGAAGUGUUCUCCUGUGGCGAAUAGCCCCACGGCCUCCCAACUCUGCCCAGAUGUAUAAUUUUACUAGCUUUGCAAUGGUCUUGAAUGAAGUAGACAAGGAAAUGGAAAGUGUUAUUCCUAAGACAGACUGCAGGUUGCGGCCUGAUAUCAGAGCCAUGGAAAAUGGAGAAAUAGAUCAAGCUAGUGAGGAAAAAAAACGGCUUGAGGAAAAACAAAGAGCAGCUCGCAAAAACAGGUCCAAGUCAGAAGAGGACUGGAGGACAAGGUGGUUCCAUCAAGGUCCUAAUCCCUACAACGGAGCACAGGACUGGCUUUACUCUGGCAACUACUGGGACAGAAACUACUUCAAUUUGCCUGACAUUUACUAAAAUACAGACAAGUCAAGGCAUUUAGUUGAUCUAUAAAUAAGUCUUAAACCAUGUUUUAAAUUUUUUCUCCUUGGUUUCUACUCAUCUUUUCAAAAAUGAAAAAUCACUCAUGAAUAACUUGCAUUUCACCCAAUAAAAGUAGGGCAUAAGGUGAUAUUGGUGAUGAGUCUUGGGAAAAAUGGAUAAUUUUACUAUCCAAACAUACUUGGAAUACUAUUUUAUAUAGUAAGAGAAAUUGCUGAUGAAUAUGCUUUUUAUGGUUGCUAUUGCCAUAUUUACUGAAGGUUUAUACCUAAAUGUAACAUUAGCUUUAUGAAAUUAUAGUGAUUCUGAAUCAAGUUAUUUUAAAUAUUUUUAUGCUGUAAUGCUUGAAUGUUUUAGAUGUAACUUGGAAAUGUUUAGAAUUCUAUACAUUGUUUUAUGUGCGCAAAUGUAGAGAAGGCUACAUUGAUAAGAUGGCUUCUGUUUAUACUAAUCCUCUCAACUUUGCCACCUCCCACCUCCAAAAAGAAAAAAUUCCUUCACUAUUCAGAACAAGUAUUCCUGAUUUGAAAGCUGAAGAAUUAAACUGGAAAAGGUAUUUUAAUUUCUUAUUUACUGCUUUGAGUUUACAAUUUUGUAUAAUCAGUGUCUUUAGAAGAGGUGAAUUGUACAUUUGAAUUGAAAUUAGUGAUUGACAAAAAUGCCCUAGAAGUAGAUUUUUAUCAUUAUUGUUACAUGACAAACCCUUCUAAACGGUUCAACUUUCAAUGGCAAAUACCACCAGAGAAAUUAAGUUACACUCAUAUAUGUAUUAUAAGUAUCAAACUAUAUGAAAGGAGGUCUUUGCAUUUCAAGUUUGCAAGGCUCCUUGUACUUAAAAUAUGUAUGGAGACCUACUGUACAGUACUAGCACUGCCCCUUUCAUCGGGGUGUAUUAAUCUUAUAUUUAUCAACCCGAGAUAUAUUGCCCCAAGGGACCUUAGGUAGCUGCCAGUAAAUUAUUUUAAUUGCUGUCUUAAAGUAAUAAGUGUUAUAACUAAUCUGUGCUAAAUAAAGGCUUUAGAAUAUUCCC
Molecule: messenger RNA, 4075 nt
Organism: Condylura cristata (star-nosed mole)
Lineage: Eukaryota; Metazoa; Chordata; Mammalia; Eulipotyphla; Talpidae
Gene: OSBPL1A
Product: oxysterol binding protein-like 1A
Exons: 28
Coding region: 169-3021 (950 amino acids)
Cellular component (GO): membrane; intracellular membrane-bounded organelle; cytosol
Molecular function (GO): protein binding; cholesterol binding
Source: RefSeq, a predicted model, not a curated record